AUACGGAUUAUUAUUAAAAGUUAAUUAUAAAUGCGAGCAUAUGCCAAGCAUAACUGGCUUUAGGGUUUUUCUUAGGGCUCAUGGGAAUUUCACUAGCAGUAGGCAUUCCCGCGGCUCUCAUCCUCGCGGCGGGGGCGGCAUUGCACGGCAGCAUCCGCCAUCGGAUCUUCCUCCUCCCUCUCCUCCACACUUCACUGAUCGGAUUCACUGUAGCCCUCUUCUCCCACCCGGGGAUCAACAAUCCGCGCAUUCUCGCCAAAUCCUCGCACGGCUCCUUCCCGCUCUGGAGCUCCCUCCUCUUCUAUCCCUACCUCGCCGGUACGCGGCUCUACGUCCGAUUCCGCCGGCGCGCGGGCCUCGAGGCCACCUACACGGAGAUUUGCGAUGGAUUGUUCGUGGGCGCGUGGCCAUUCCAGCGCGAUCACAUCCCUCCGGGCAAUCCCGCGGUCGUGGAUUGCACCAACGAGCUACCCAGGACGGUGGGAUUGGAGCUUCCCUAUGUGUGCAUCCCGGCCUGGGAUACCAGAUCGCCAUCGCCGGAGGGCAUCGAGCUAGCCGUGCGCUGGGCUCUCGUCAAGCGCUCCCAGAACCAUCCCAUUCUCAUCCACUGUGCCAAAGGUCAUGGGCGUAGUGUGGCUGUUACGUGCGCGCUGCUGGUGGCAUUGGGCGUGGUGGGCGACUGGAAGGAAGGCGAGAGCCUGAUCAAGAGACACCGCCCACGGAUCCGUCUCAAUGCAGCCCAAAGGAAAUCUCUUCAAGAAUGGCAGCUUCGGCGGUAUUGAUAUGUUAUGUACUGAUGGUCUUCGUAUUUGUUGAAGCUGAACCUUGAAACUGUGUUUUCUCUUCGUGAAAUAUACUUCUCUUAGUACUGAUUUUA
Molecule: messenger RNA, 877 nt
Organism: Selaginella moellendorffii
Lineage: Eukaryota; Viridiplantae; Streptophyta; Lycopodiopsida; Selaginellales; Selaginellaceae
Exons: 3
Coding region: 81-782 (233 amino acids)
Biological process (GO): protein dephosphorylation
Molecular function (GO): protein tyrosine/serine/threonine phosphatase activity
Source: RefSeq, a predicted model, not a curated record